CUGUCGCAUUAUUUUUUGUGCGUCAUAUUUUAGAAACGCCGCGAAAAGCAGAUUCAGCUAUUUCCUAAUUUAUCGCAAUAUUUGACGAGUUCUAAUUUAAAAUAUAACUACAAAUUCGAAAACAAUAGUUUAAAAUGUCGGGAACAACUCAAAAGUACAGAAACUUCGUGGCAGAGCCCAUGGGAGAGAAGUCAGUAACAGAACUGGCUGGAAUUGGAGAGACGCUCGGGGGACGCUUGAGCACCGCUGGCUUUGAUAAGGCCUACACGGUGCUAGGCCAGUACUUGGUGCUGAAAAAAGACGAGGAGCUGUUCAAGGAUUGGAUGAAAGACGUUUGCCAUGCUAGCUCAAAGCAGGCAUCAGAUUGCUACAAUUGUCUCAAUGAUUGGUGCGAAGAGUUCUUGUAAAAGAAUCGAACCGCACAGUUGUUUUUGGGAAAUCUCUGGACAAGCAAUAUGCUCGGACGCAUCGGGGAGUUCAGAUACAUUGAUAUUCUCCAUAUAAUAAUAUGUUCUGUCACAGUAAUAUUAGGUUAUCAUUAAAAUGUAAUACAAGUGUUAAUUGAAUUCUAAA
Messenger RNA from Drosophila innubila, 573 nucleotides. Its product is annotated as barrier-to-autointegration factor. The coding region runs from base 135 to 407 and encodes 90 amino acids. NCBI's taxonomy places the organism in Eukaryota, Metazoa, Arthropoda, Insecta, Diptera, Drosophilidae. The record is from RefSeq and is a predicted model, not a curated record. The transcript is spliced from 2 exons. Gene Ontology annotation, molecular function: DNA binding.